AUGUAUUUAAAUAGAAUCGGUUCAUUUUGUAUCAAUAGUAGUAAAAGAUUAAACUUUUCAACUGGAACCAUAACUUCAUCUACUACUACCUCUGCAACAACAAGUUCGGGUUCUCCUUUUUUUAUCAUUCCACCAUCUUCCUCUUCUACUUCUUCUACUUCAUCUACUUCAUCCCCUCCAUCUGAAUUUAGAAAGAUAACAAACCCACUUAAAUCAAGAUUAAAUGCAUCAACUAUUGUUAUGCAACCUACAACAUCAUUGAUAUUUCCAAUGUUGUUUAAACACUUAUCACCACAAUUGGAACGAGUUGGUAAUCCCUACAAGAUAUUGGAUUUGACAGCAGAUGAAAAAUACUAUUUCAACUUGUUUAGAGAUGUAUUGAUCUAUUUCAAAAGACAAGACGUUCAACUACGGGUUGCUGGUGGAUGGGUUAGAAACAAAUUAUUGGGUAUUCAAGGUGGAACAGAUAUUGAUAUUGCAAUUGAUAAUCUAACUGGUCAUGAAUUUGUUCAAAUGAUUCAAAAAUAUUAUUCUAUAAAUAAUCAAAUUUUAUUUAGAAAUUAUAUAAUAAAAAGUAAUCCAGAAAAAUCAAAACAUUUAGAGACAGCAUCAUUGGUAAUGAAAGAUGGAUUAACAUUUGAUUUUACUGGAUUAAGAUCAGAAGAGUAUGAUGAAUUCUCGAGAAUACCAAAUAUUGUAAAAGGAACAUUGAUAUCGGAUUCACAUCGAAGAGAUAUUACAAUCAAUUCAUUGUAUUAUAAUCUAAUGACAACGAGAGUAGAAGAUUAUACAUUGAUGGGUUUACCAGAUUUGGAAAACAAAAUUGUUAGAACGCCUCUAUCACCAACACUUACAUUGUGUGAAGAUCCACUACGUGCACUUAGAGUAUUACGUUUCUCGAAUCGUUUUAGUUUUUCAAUAGAGUCUCAACUCUAUGAAUCACUUUGUUCCGAUAGAGUACGUGAUCUCCUCGGACUAAAGGUCAGUCGUGAACGUGUACAUACCGAAUUUACAUCAAUGAUGAUGUCCUAUAAACAUGCAAUCCCCUAUUUCAAAACAUUGGUAGAUACAGGUCUCAUCCACUCUAUCUUUCCAACACAAGGUCUCAUCACCACUCAAGAUUGGUACCAAUCUCUCCACUAUCUGGAACAAUCUCAACAUGUCUCCAAUAUCGUCCCAGAUCAAUCCAUUCAAGAAUUUAUUCUAUCUUCAAUCUUUUUACCUUUAAAAUUAAAAUAUCAAAAUCAUCUUGAUGUUUUUAAAAUUCUCCUAGAUUUAAAAUAUUCAAAAAAAAUAUGUUUCAAUGUUUCAAGUACAUUAUUAUCAUAUGAAAUAUUAAAAGAUCCAAUACAAUUGAUAACAUCAAGACCGUUGGAACAUUUAAUAGAUGAUAAUCAAUUGUUUGAGGGAUCAGUGUUGCCAUUAUUAAAAUGGUUGAGACAUAACCAACUAUGGAAGAAUUCAUUGUGGACAGCCCGACUCUAUUUUUACGUCAACCAUCAUCCCGUCCUGUCUCGUGACGAUCAAAUUUGGAUUGACGCCCAACAAAUCAUCGAAAAGGAAAUCAUGCCCAUUUCAAACACCAAAUUUUGUUUUGAAGCUCGAGCUGUAAUGGAUGCCUUGGGUAUUGUAAAUAGUUGUGAUAUAAGACCUGCCAUUGACCAAAUCAUGGUCUACCAAUGGAAAAACAAAUCUACCUCUUUUUCUCUUGAUCAUAUUGUAAAAAAUCAAUUUUUUAAAAUCACCUAA
Molecule: messenger RNA, 1749 nt
Organism: Cavenderia fasciculata
Lineage: Eukaryota; Evosea; Eumycetozoa; Acytosteliales; Cavenderiaceae
Product: tRNA ADENILYL transferase
Exons: 3
Coding region: 1-1749 (582 amino acids)
Biological process (GO): tRNA 3'-terminal CCA addition
Molecular function (GO): RNA binding; ATP:3'-cytidine-cytidine-tRNA adenylyltransferase activity
Source: RefSeq, a predicted model, not a curated record